Nanorana parkeri is the source of this 3080-nucleotide messenger RNA. RefSeq names its product exostosin like glycosyltransferase 3 (gene EXTL3). NCBI's taxonomy places the organism in Eukaryota, Metazoa, Chordata, Amphibia, Anura, Dicroglossidae. The transcript is spliced from 5 exons. The coding region runs from base 303 to 3062 and encodes 919 amino acids. The record is from RefSeq and is a predicted model, not a curated record. Gene Ontology annotation, molecular function: glycosyltransferase activity. Gene Ontology annotation, cellular component: membrane.
CAAGCUCAUCUGAAAUGUUCCCCCAUGUCCAGACGGGCUUAUACCCACCCCACAUAACUCACCAGGAAUCAUGUUUAUUAAAUCGUGGAUAAGUCUGGCUGAAGGAACUCCUGCAUGAUUUUUACUUUUGUUUUUAACAGAAGUCUUGCUUUGGUUUUAAAUUUUACGUGCUAGAAAAUGAAAUUUCCGUUUUAUUGGCUAACCGGGGCUCAAAGAGAGUGAUUUUUGCGGGCUUGGUGGUCAAAAAUUACGGUGGCAUGGCUACUGAUCCGACGUGAUUAGCCAGAGUUUCUCUGGAACUCAUGAGUGGGUACACCAUGCUGCGAAAUGGGGGUUUUGGGAACGGAGGUCAACCUUGGAUGCUCCGGUGGUCCAGCCGAAUUCGACUUUCCUGGCUCAGCUUCACGCUGUUCAUCAUCCUGGUUUUCUUCCCUCUCAUAGCCCACUAUUACCUCACCACCAUCGAUGACGACAACAGCCGAGGCAAACCACCCUUUGUCCCCCGGACAGGCAAUGAACUCUGCGAAGUUAAGCAUGUUCAGGAUCUGUGCCGGAUCCGAGAGUCCGUCAGCGAAGAGCUCCUGCAGCUGGAAGCCAAGAGGCAGGAGCUCAACAGCGAGAUCGCUAAGUUAAACUUAAAAAUAGAAGCAUGCAAAAAGAGUAUAGAGAACGCUAAGCAAGACCUGCUUCAGCUCAAGAAUGUCAUCAGUCAGACAGAACAUUCGUACAAAGAACUGAUGGCACAAAAUCAGCCAAAGCUUUCAUUGCCAAUCCGGCUGUUGCCAGAUAAAGACGAUGUUACCAUACCUUUGCCAAAGUCCAAAAGGAACUGCCGGCUACAUAACUGUUUCGAUUACUCGAGGUGCCCCCUUACUUCAGGUUUUCCUGUUUAUGUGUACAACAGUGACCAGUAUCCUUUUGGCAACUUGAUAGAUCCGUUGAUCAAACAAGCCUUGGAGGCCAGUGUCAGAACUAAUGUAUACGUGACUGAAAAUGCAAAUAUUGCUUGUAUAUAUGUGGUUUUAUUGGGAGAAAUGCAGGAAUCCUUAAUGCCAAAACCUACUGACCUAGAGCAACAGUUGCACUCUUUGCCAUAUUGGAGGACUGAUGGCCACAAUCACCUUAUCAUUAACUUGUCUAGGAAAUCGGAGACCCAAAACUAUCUUUAUAACGUCAGCACGGGGCGUGCCAUGAUUGCUCAGUCCACCUUUUAUGAUUUACAGUAUCGGCCGGGGUUUGACAUCAUCACAACGCCAUUAGUCCAUGCAAUGUCCGAACCCAACUUUCUCGAGAUCCCAUCGCAGGUGCCAGUAAAACGAAAGUACCUUUUUAGUUUCCAAGGAGAGAAGAUUGAAUCCUUGCGUUCAAGCCUGCAAGAGGCCCGUUCAUUUGAGGAGGAGAUUGAAGGCAAUGCACCAGCUGACUAUGAUGACCGCAUCAUCACCACUCUUAAGGCUGUCCAGGACAGUAAGUUAGACUUUGUCAUGGUUGAGUUUACGUGUAAAAACCAGCCCAAAGCAAGCCUGCCCACUGAGUGGGCCCUAUGUGGGGGAAGGGAAGACCGGUUAGAGCUACUGAAGCAAUCCACAUUUGCACUUAUAAUUACCCCAGGAGAUUCCCAGCUUGUCAUAUCCGCUGGCAGUGCCAUGCGACUCUUUGAGGCUCUUGAGGUUGGAGCUAUCCCGGUCAUUCUUGGAGAGCAGAUCCAAUUACCUUAUCAUGACAUGAUACGGUGGAAUGAGGCAGUGUUAAUUAUACCAAAACCACGUAUCACAGAGGUACAUUUUCUCUUGAGAAGCCUUUCUGAUAACGACCUGCUUGCCAUGAGACGGCAAGGACGUUUUCUUUGGGAGAUCUACUUUUCUACGUCCGAUACAGUUUUUAACACCAUCUUGGCAACUCUAAGGACUCGUAUCCAAAUUCCAGCAGCUCCUAUCAGGGAAGAGGCAGCGGUGGAAAUUCCUCAUCGUUCGGGAAAAGCUGCCGGUACAGACCCAAACAUGGCAGACAAUGGAGACUUGGAUUUGGGACCAGUGGAAACCGAACCACCGUACUCCUCUCCUAAAUACCUGCGCAACUUCACUUUGACUGCAACAGAUAUCUACCGUAACUGGAAUUCGGCCCCGGGCCCAUUUCACCUAUUUCCACAUACACCUUUUGACCCGGUCUUGCCCUCUGAAGCAAAGUUCCUGGGAUCUGGUACUGGGUUCCGUCCAAUAGGUGGCGGGGCCGGUGGAUCUGGAAAAGAGUUCCAGGCUGCUCUUGGUGGAAAUGUACCAAGGGAACAGUUCACUGUGGUUAUGUUGACCUACGAGCGAGAGGAAGUAUUGAUGAACUCUCUAGAGAGGUUAAAUGGACUCCCUUAUUUAAAUAAAGUUGUCGUAGUUUGGAAUUCUCCCAAGUUACCAUCAGAGGACCUCUUAUGGCCAGACAUCGGCGUGCCUAUAAUGGUGGUGCGCACAGAAAAGAACAGUCUAAAUAAUCGUUUCCUUCCCUGGGAUGAGAUCGAGACCGAAGCUGUCCUCUCCAUCGAUGAUGACGCCCACCUCCGUCAUGACGAAAUCAUGUUUGGUUUCCGGGUGUGGAGGGAAGCGCGGGACCGCAUUGUUGGCUUUCCUGGACGUUAUCAUGCCUGGGACAUCCCUCACCAGUCCUGGCUGUACAACUCCAACUAUUCCUGUGAGCUGUCCAUGGUGCUGACGGGAGCGGCCUUCUUCCACAAGUAUUAUGCCUAUUUAUAUUCCUACGUGAUGCCGCAGGCAAUCCGGGACAUGGUGGACGAGUAUAUCAACUGUGAAGAUAUCGCCAUGAACUUCCUGGUCUCCCACAUCACCCGUAAACCUCCCAUCAAGGUGACCUCUCGCUGGACCUUCCGUUGCCCCGGCUGCCCCCAGGCUCUCUCCCACGACGACUCGCACUUCCACGAGCGACACAAGUGCAUCAACUUCUUCGUCAAGGUGUACGGAUACAUGCCGCUCCUCUACACCCAGUUCAGGGUGGACUCCGUUCUCUUCAAGACUCGGCUUCCUCACGACAAAACAAAAUGUUUCAAGUUCAUAUAACGCACUGAAGUCCCAACA